This is a messenger RNA of Eurytemora carolleeae, 786 nucleotides long. RefSeq lists its product as uncharacterized. The transcript is spliced from 6 exons. The coding region runs from base 19 to 543 and encodes 174 amino acids. NCBI's taxonomy places the organism in Eukaryota, Metazoa, Arthropoda, Copepoda, Calanoida, Temoridae. The record is from RefSeq and is a predicted model, not a curated record.
UUUGCAGAUGUUCAAUAAAUGAUAUCGAUGAUUAGGGUUUACAUAUCUCUAAUUGCCUCUGGUCUCUUCAUAGGUCUGGCGGUCAGUGAACAAGCGCUUCAAUGCAUUGCUUGCGGGUUGUCUCAGGUGGACCCCAACAACGAUGUAUUCGGGAGCUAUGGGACUGGUUCUGGGAAGAAGAGAUACAACCAUACUUGCGAAGAGUAUGAGCAAGGAGAGGCAGCUCAGUUUCCUUUUCUACGAUCCUGUCCUUCAGGGGUGCAAAGCUGCUUCUAUAUUACUGGAAAAUAUAAAGAUGUUGAGAUAAAUUUCCGCGGAUGUGCAAACGCUAAAUAUCCGCAUGAUUUUGGGUGUGACAGAGAAUUACAGGCGGUUAAUGUAUUGGACAGACGAGGUCUCUCAACCCAGGUUGAUGUUGAGGUUAACAUCUGCUUCUGUAACACUGUAAACUGUAACAACCAGAUGUCUGAAGCUGAUCCCAUCAGAGCUCAAGCAUUCACCAUGCUUCUCAUCCUCAUAAUAUUUCUAGCAACAUAUCAAUAAAUGAACAACUGAUCCCAUCAGAGCUCCAGCAUUCACUACGCUUCUCAUCCUAAUAAUAUGUAUAGCAACAUAUCAAUAGAUUAACAUCUGAUUCCAUCUGAACUACGAUCUUAUCCCCCAAAAACAUAAUCAGUCACUACUCACUGGCUUCUUAGCUUAUAAUUUGUCUAGCAACAUAUCUACAGUUUAACAGCAACUAUAAUAACACGUACCAUGAUAAAAAAAAAAUUAGUUAAAUAAAAA